Messenger RNA from Lucilia cuprina (Australian sheep blowfly), 597 nucleotides. RefSeq names its product adult cuticle protein 1-like. The record is from RefSeq and is a predicted model, not a curated record. NCBI's taxonomy places the organism in Eukaryota, Metazoa, Arthropoda, Insecta, Diptera, Calliphoridae. The transcript is spliced from 2 exons. The coding region runs from base 38 to 355 and encodes 105 amino acids.
ACAAAAUUUAGUUUUUCUUCUUUAACAAAAAAAUAAAAUGAAAUUCGCUAUUGUGUCACUCUUCACUUUGGCCUUGGCUUUGGGUGUACAAUCCUCCAUACUUCCUUGGGGUGGUGUAGUUACUCAAGUUGCUGGUGGUCCUCUCUCAUACACCGCUGUUUCAUCACCAGUCGUAUCUGGUUGGCCUUGGGGUGGUGCUGUUGUUUCUGGAAUUCCCGCCGCUGUACCCGCUGUUGUAGCUGGUCAUGCUAGUUAUGUUGCCCAGACUCGUGGUGCUGUACACUCUGCCCCCUUGGCUGGUCAUCUCAACUCUGUUGCUAAUGUUAAUGUAGCCCCAGCUCCCGGUACCAUCUAAGACAUACUAUCUAGUUCAAUGUCAUCAAAAAUAGUCAUUUGAUAACUGCCAGUAUGAUAAUUUCAGCUAACGAUAUUUAGUUAUAGUUUUGUUAUUGUUUUCAUCUAGUACACGGUGUAAUUUCUGUUAUGUGUUCAUCUUUUCAUAUUUUUUAUACUUCAGAUGUUUUCUUUACUCAUCAUUAAUGAAUUUUAUCAAAAAAUCAAAACUUUGUAAAUAAAAGUAAAAUUAUAAAGAAAUUC